GCUGACAUAGCUCCAAACAUCCCAUUAGCCGAGAAAUGACCUGAUUCCAGCUGCAUCGGUGCUUUUGGAGUCAAUUGACGUCGAAUCCAAAAACCGCGCCCGAAGCAAACCGCCCAAUCAGACCAAUCUCCCCUCUCUGAAAAAAAUCAACAAAACCAUGAUCGCCUCACGUGUGGCCCCCCGCGUGGCCCGUCAGCUCCGGGCCCCGGCCCAACGCCGUCUGAUGAGCUCUGCCAACGCCGGCGAGAACUCGUUCGUCCGCGAGCGCGAGGCUGUCCGUGAGCACGCCAUCCACUCUACGGCACUGUGGAAGAAGAUCUCUCUCACCGUCGUCCCCGUCUCUCUGGUUGCCGCUGGUGCCAACGCCUACUACCUGUGGAACGAGCACUGGGAGCACUGGUCCCACAUGCCUCCUUUGGAGGAGCGCACCGAGUACGCUUACCAGAACAUCCGCACCAAGAACUACCAAUGGGGCGACGGUGACAAGACCAUCUUCUGGAACGACAAAGUCAACUACCACAACAAGGACAAAUAAGCACAUCGCUUUAGUGCUGAUUUCAUCGUGAGGUUAAUCAAAUUAAUGUAUGAGGUUAUCCCGCAAUGGUGCGUCACGCUUGAUUGACAGUGGAAGAGACAUGAAGAUGGAAACAUCAGGGGCCGAUAUCUCUAUAGAGUGGAGGGGAUUCACCGUGUGAGGGUAGACAAGACUUUUUUGUUCCAAGGCAAAGUCGUUAUUUUUGACUGGUGCCCAUCUGUCUUGAAUGUGUUCUCACAUAAAGACUGCAAGUCGCAAAGUUCCCUUUGUUGAAAUCAUUAAAAUUGCCCACAACUGUACGUUCCAACCCACUCGCGAUCAUCUUCUGUUGAUUAAGAAAAAGGCAAGGACGGGAAAGGGGGGGGAUGACAAAACAAAACAUAUGAGAGGGUAGUCUCAGUGCUCAGACCAAAACCCCUGCGUUGCAGGUGGACAGAGCGCUCCUUGUACCUUAUCAGCCACAUGGACUUUCUACCAAUAAAAAUUGGCCGAAAAAAAAGCGUGAUCCGAGACGAUCUUUUCUCGGACCCACAGAUACAAUGCAAAGCCACAAUUGAGCCACAGGCCCAAUUGGGGAGUGUACGGUCAGGGGUGAUACAUCCCAAAGGAACUUAUUCGGCGGCUAUUUUGGGUUGGCUGCUGACUGGACAGGACUGGAGGACACAUUUGGUUUCUUGGCAUCGGAAUUGACCAGCCCGCGGUCUCAUUUAAGGGGUUUUCACCGGCAGUUCGCGGGCGGCUUUUCUAAGCGCAAUAUCCUCCCCCGUCUUACACGUGCAGUUGCUUACUCUCAACUGUAUUUCUUAUUUUUAUACCUGCUGCAAAACAAAUAGGAUUAGCAAUUGCGCGACUUACCGUCAAGCAUUUUCCAGGUUGUACUGUAUGAGUUUUUAUGAUCAAAUCGGGGAAUUAAUUAUAGUCCGGAACCCCUGGGUAAUUUUCUUUGUAUAUGGUUUUGAGAAAUUAGGUGCGAAUAAACUUAAUAGAGCGC
Messenger RNA from Pyricularia oryzae 70-15, 1526 nucleotides. RefSeq names its product cytochrome c oxidase subunit VIa. The coding region runs from base 158 to 535 and encodes 125 amino acids. The record is from RefSeq and is a predicted model, not a curated record. Lineage: Eukaryota; Fungi; Ascomycota; Sordariomycetes; Magnaporthales; Pyriculariaceae. Gene Ontology annotation, biological process: mitochondrial electron transport, cytochrome c to oxygen. Gene Ontology annotation, molecular function: enzyme regulator activity. The transcript has 5 exons. Gene Ontology annotation, cellular component: mitochondrial inner membrane.